AUGUGCCAAGAGAUUUUAAGAUUUGGAAGAGUGUGAACGGUGACAGUGGGAGAUAUCUAAAUGCUGUGAACGAGGGGGAUACUGUGAAUAUUAGCUGUACCAGCCAGAACAGUGACCCUGCAGUCUCAGGCUACAGCUGGUACAGCUCCACUCAGAACAAGCGAGUCGACGGCCAGAUCCUGCUGUUUGAAAGCAUCAGCAAGCUACAGAGUGGAGAUUAUCUGUGUGAGGCAAGAAACAACAUUGGGACAGGGAGAUCAGAGACCAUUACCAUCAGGGUCCAGUAUGCCCCGACCAGUGUCCGAAUCACAUACCCAAAGACAGUUCGUGCUACAGAAAGGGUGACCCUCACCUGUGAAUCUGAUGGCCAUCCAGUUGUAUAUUUCUAUCGCUGGAAGAUGUUAUGUCCAUUCCACUCGUGGUCUCCCUGCACCAGUCGCCCUCAAUGUUCGUUCUACACUUCAGUGCAAGAUGCUCCCUGUGACUACAUCUGUACAGCGAGGAACUCCGUGGGGGAAAAGGACUCCGAUCCCGUACGACUGGAUAUCCAGUACGGCCCGAGAAACGUGGAGAUUAUUUCAGUGGAUACAGUGAAGGAGGGGACGGAGAUCACACUAACAUGUCGCGGUGAAGCCAACCCCCCGGUUAAUAGGUACAGCUGGUCGAAAAUGUGCAACGGACAGCAGAGAGCUCUGCGAGGAAAUACCGCUUCAGUUAGGAUUCAAACGACCAGGGAGGAUGCAUCUUGUAGCUACGUCUGUACAGCACAGAAUUUUGUCGGCUCCCUGGAUUCUAAAUCCAAACGCAUUAAUGUACAGUAUGGCCCACGCGAUGUUACCAUUGUUCGCAAUGAGCCACAGCGAGAGGUGAAGGAGAGAGACCGGGUUACCUUGACCUGUAACUCCAGGAGUAAUCCAGAAGCUGGCUACACCUGGUAUAAGGACAGUGUGAACACAGCAGCUCACAAGGGGACAGGGAAAGUCCUGACCAUUCGCUCCAUCAACCCAACGGAUUCUGGAGAUUACUACUGCAAAGCAGAAAAUGGAUUUGGAAGCUCCACCUCAAACAGCUUCAGGAUCGAGGUGCUCUAUGCCCCUCGGAACAUGAAGGUGUCGAUCUCUCCAUCGAACAGUGCGAUAUACGAAGGUGACAACAUCACCCUGAGCUGCACCAGCGACAGUAACCCCCCACCCAGCUGGUACAAGUGGACAUGGAGACGGGGAGAGGAGACUGAGGCUCUGCAGUCUUCCAAGAGAGAUCUGACCUUGUACAGAAUCACUCACAAACAGGAGGGUGUGUACUCCUGCCAGGCAGGGAACACAGUCGGUGCCAACAAGUCAGAGGGUCACAGGAUAGAGGUUGUGAAAAGCUCAUUCGGACUCAUAAUCGGAAUUUGCACAGCACUGCUGGCCUUCAUAAUCACAGUGGCUUUGGUGUUCGUGUGUUACAGAAGGAAACGGAAACUGUCUGAAUCUAGCAGCCAACAACACAUUGAAGCAACAAACACUGUGUACAGCGUGGUCAUGAAACGUAACCAGGCGAAGGAGAAGACGGUUUAUGAAAAUAUGGUGAUGACCGAGUGCACAGACUCUCAGAGGCACUCCCCACCAGACGGGUGUGUGGACUACGCGACCAUCAACUUUGUGAGCAGCUCCCAGAUCCCGGGGGGGCAGAAGCAAACAGGAGCGGCUCG
This is a messenger RNA of Rhincodon typus (whale shark), 1693 nucleotides long. RefSeq names its product B-cell receptor CD22-like. The annotation marks the transcript as partial. The transcript has 8 exons. NCBI's taxonomy places the organism in Eukaryota, Metazoa, Chordata, Chondrichthyes, Orectolobiformes, Rhincodontidae. The record is from RefSeq and is a predicted model, not a curated record.